Molecule: messenger RNA, 1336 nt
Organism: Elaeis guineensis (African oil palm)
Lineage: Eukaryota; Viridiplantae; Streptophyta; Magnoliopsida; Arecales; Arecaceae
Source: RefSeq, a predicted model, not a curated record
AUGUCAAGAAUUGAGCGCGGCAGCACGAGGACGCCAUGGAAGCAACCCCGCUGUCCUCUUCCCGAGGGGAAGAAUCUGGCGCAAGAAACCCUACCCCUAGCCCUCCAUCCACGUCGACGUCGCCGUCGCCGUCGCGGCUAUGGAGGCCGGCAGCCCAGAGGAACCUCAGGAACCAAUGGUCGAAGCUUCUCUCUACCAAGGACCGGUGGGUCUCCGCGGUAUCGGAGGGGAGAUCCUGCGCCACUUCUCUCGUCAACGCGUAUCUAUCACGCAAGUAUUUGCCGGAGAUGGAUUUGGGCGUUCUGAAGGAUAUGCCCGGGAUUCGGAAGAAGGCUUGCGAUAAAUUGGCUCAGAAGCAGGAGCUGUAUCGCAACAUGCUUAUAUCUUCUUAUAAGGAAAUGGUAGUUGCUGUUUCUCACUUGGUGAAAGCAUCUAGCUCUAUGCGAUGUUUUCUUAAAGGAUCCGUAGCUGGCCCCCUUGUACAAUUUUGUGAUCAUCCUGAGGACAAGAAUGACUUUGGAGAUGGUGGAGGGAUUCCAGUGUUCUCAUAUUUCCCAAUCUCACAUUUUGAAAAUCUUGCUCAAGAGCUUGUCGAGAUGUUUGCUUUAGAGCUAAGUUUGAAGCGGCUACUAGUGGUCGAGCUACUCUCCAUUAGUUGUAGCCAGAGCACAGGACAAAUUAAUGGAUUAAAAUGGUCAGAUGAGGUAUACCUUGGAGAAUUUGAUGAUUUGAGAAUAAAUGGCCUGUAUUCUGAAGAAAGUUGUGAGCCACUACGUCCACAAAUAAAGAAUUGGGAAUCCUGUAUCCGUUUGACUGGGCACUUAGACCAUCCUCCAAAAAGUGAAGUUUUGCAGGUGUAUUUAACUACAUGGCUUGCCGAAGUGAACAUUAAUAUGAAUAGGUUAAGUGAAAUAUUUGCCACAGUUGAAGAAGAAAUGCAAGUCAGAUUGUCAUGAAGUUUACAACGAAUCUCCUCGACUGAAAACAGGGAAGAACAAUCUUUGAAAUGACUCUCAGCACAUGUUUUAUUUGGGGUAUGGAAGCAAAAAAAAAAGAUGUGCGUGGAAACUCAGAGAAAAAAGCAAGUGGUUUGCUCAUGCAGAAAACUUAGGUGAAAUUGAUAGUUAGUUUGGGGGGAUGGUUUGUAGAAAAACUAUAUAUAAUUUUCUGGGUUGCUUGUUUGUGUUAUUGAUGGAAACCAUGGCUUAUGUUCUUAUUAAUGUCUCAAAAAUCCACCCACUGUCUGAAGGCAUCAUAUAUUCAUAUGUGAGAAUGAUUAACAAAAUUUAAAAAAAGAAAGAGUGGUGUUUUUGUUCUUUUACUUUCACCUUCCAAA